Messenger RNA from Xylona heveae TC161, 1209 nucleotides. RefSeq lists its product as hypothetical. Lineage: Eukaryota; Fungi; Ascomycota; Xylonomycetes; Xylonales; Xylonaceae. Bases 1 to 1209 code for a protein of 402 amino acids. Gene Ontology annotation, biological process: translation. The record is from RefSeq and is a predicted model, not a curated record. The transcript has 2 exons. Gene Ontology annotation, molecular function: structural constituent of ribosome; RNA binding. Gene Ontology annotation, cellular component: ribosome.
AUGAGCGUCUCCCGGCCGGCACGAUGUCUCUUUGCUAGAGCAUCAUCCGCCAUCCCUACUGCUGCUCAGCCCUCCCCAAUGCUGGGCCGGCUUUUCUCCACGACGGCCGCACAAUGCACGCGACGACGAGUUAAGGUCGGAAGCCUCAAGGCCUCUGAGAUGGGCAACCUUGUGAAAGAGCCCGCCCCGGUCACCAGCAACCUGUAUAAGCCCUACACCAAGGCCGAGAAGGCUGCAUUGGCGAAGCGCUACACUCCCGAACAGAUUCGCGCAAUUGAGGCUGGAGAAGAGGCCGUUGACACCGAGGAUCUGGCCACGCAAGGCACGAUACGCAACGAUCCAUUUGGCCUAAGAUAUGUGGACGACCUGAGUCACCGACAUGCCGUGGUGGACAAGCCAGUGCGCAACCCCGAGAGCAACUACGAUCCGAAAAUGCGGCUCAAGACCGAGCGCGAGUUUGGAGAGGACGUGACGCAAUGGUUUAAAGACCUGCCCGAGGAGCCUGACAAGGCAGACUGGCUCAAAUUCAAGGACAAUGUCCGCCACUACGUCGGCAAGGAGGAGGCCGAGCGGGCUCCAGUUAAUUAUACGGCGCCCAAGAUUAACAAGUUUAAUGAUCCGGAACUGCGGUACCACAAGGCGGGCGACGAGACCGACCCGCAGCUGCUGCGGCUCAUGCAGCAGACGGGACUGUCUGAGAUGCGCAUCAAGCGCCUUCGCGUCAAGAACCUUGUCCGACACCGUGUCGUGAACCAAACCCGCAUGGGUAAAGUUGCGAGCAUGUACUAUCUCAGCGUGGCCGGCAAUGGUGACGGUCUGUUGGGCAUUGGCGAGGGUAAAGCCCAGGAAGCGGAGGAUGCAAGGAAACAGGCUGAGAUGGCGGCGAUUCGCAACAUGCAGCCCAUUACCCGCUACGAGAGCCGUACCAUUUAUGGCGAGGUUGAGGGUAAAGUCAGUGCUACAGAGUUGAAACUCAUGGCUCGUCCUCCAGGCUUCGGACUCCGCUGCCAGCACCGCAUCUUCGAAAUGGCAAAGUGCGCAGGCAUCACCGAUCUCGCGGCCAAGGUGACCCGCUCGCGAAACCCCAUGAACACUGUCAAGGCCGCCUUUGAGGCGCUCAAGAGCCAGCGUCGACCGGAAGACAUUGCCCGCGCGCGGGGCAAGAAGUUUGUCGAUGUCCGCAAGGUGUACUAUGGUGGCCAGGUCUAA